Messenger RNA from Conger conger (European conger), 8988 nucleotides. It is a transcript of the gene greb1l, whose product is annotated as GREB1 like retinoic acid receptor coactivator. The coding region runs from base 180 to 6086 and encodes 1968 amino acids. The record is from RefSeq and is a predicted model, not a curated record. The transcript is spliced from 34 exons. Gene Ontology annotation, biological process: kidney development; multicellular organism development. NCBI's taxonomy places the organism in Eukaryota, Metazoa, Chordata, Actinopteri, Anguilliformes, Congridae.
CGUCACGCUGCUAGAAGACAGUCGCACUCAGUUUUUCCAGUUUUUUUUGAAUGGACAAGAACUUCAAGAUUUUGCCGCAAGAAAAAAUAUGGUAGAGUGGCACAGCUGAGCACUGACCUGACCUACAGGGGGCAGCGGUGAACAUGUCCCAUUGCAUCUGAAAGCCACAUCUCAAGAGAAUGGGGAACUCGUAUGCUGGCCAGCUGAAGUCAGCCCGCUUUGAGGAGGCACUUCACAGCUCCAUCGAGGCCUCCCUGCGCUCCAGCAGCGUCGCUCCGCGCCCCUUCUUCACCCAGCUCUACCUGGAGCCCGAGCACUACCGCGGCAACCCCGAAGACAUGAAACCCAGGAUGGAGAUCUCCCUGCAGUACUCCGAGCGAACGGGCCAGGAGCUCCACACCAGCCAGGCCUCCAACAGCACCAAGGAGGAGGACAUGGAGGACGAGGAGGAGGACGAAGACGAGGACGCGUCCGACCCCAGCGCUACCCCCAUCCCGUAUCUACAGGGGCCUCCCCCGGACGGCUCCUGCACCCUGGAUGGGUUCUGCCAGGCCGGGAAAGACCUGCGUCUGGUCUCCAUGGGGACAGAACAUAUCGCGGUUCCCGCCGGGUUCGAGCUGGUUGGGGCGAAGUCGCCCAGCAUCCCCGGGCACAUACUGGUCUGCUUAGUGGACCGGCGCUUUCUGCCGGACGACAACGGGAAAAAUGCACUUUUAGGAUUUUCAGGGAAUUGUGUAGGCUGUGGGGAGAAGGGAUUCCGCUACUUCACGGAAUUUUCUAACCACAUCAACCUGAAGCUGGCCACACAACCUAAGAAACAGAAGCACUUAAAGUACUACCUGGUGCAGAACUCGCAAGGUGCUCUGUGUAAAGGACCACUCAUCUGCUGGAAAGACUGUAAAACAAAGCAGUCCGGCAUUGCCGUUUCCCCGUCAAAGCCCAGCUCCUCUUCCUCACCAAAAAACCAGGAUAAAGGGCUGACGAGCGGACGUGACUCCUCCCCCUUCUCUCCCUCAGACUCUCUUCUGACUGGGACCCAAUCCACAACCACCACCGGACCACGUGUGGGUCAGGACCUGGCGAGGGAGUGCUUAUUCCCAAAACCAAGGGACUCAACCCCACCCCAGGGGACCAAGACACUGCCAAUAGUUCCCACUGCUCUGCGGGUAAACGGCCUGACCAGCAGCUUGACCAAUGGUGGAAGAGUCGGCCUGCUAAACCCGCCCAUAGCCCCUCCCACAGGGACCCCGGCAGUGAGCCAGGGCACAGCAUACCGAAUGCCUGAGCCAGCACAGCACAACUCAGCUUCGUCCCCCAUGAACUCGGGUCCGCCUAAGAAGCGUCAUCGCAGCUGGCACCCCGGGUCCCCUGUGCCUGUCCCCGCGGCUCCGGCCCCUGCCAUCAGGCCCAUGCCCCGUCUCACUGACUCACUCCUUGCAGUUCCCACCCCUCGGUCACCACCGUCAGGAGUCUUACAGCCCCAGCCCCUCCCCGCUGGAGAGACCGUCAUCGUCCCUGACAACCUCCUGAGCAUCUCUGGGGUUCGGCCUGUCAUCCUCAUAGGUUACGGUACUUUACCAUACUUCUUUGGUAAUGUGGGGGACAUCGUGGUGAGCCCCCUGCUGGUGAGCUGCUAUAAGAGCGGACAGCUCAGCGGGGAGAGUCUGGAGGAGCUGGGUGUGCCGAGUGGACAGCUGCCCAACACCGAGGUCAUGGUCCUGCUCACACUGCAGUAUCUGGUGCGGCUAGGCACGGAGCACAUCCCUCUGCGGGAGGAGUUUGAGCAGAUCGCUCUGAGGGUGAUGCGGCAGGGCCAGGCCGGGGUGCCGGUCCCCCCCGCGCAGCUGGGCUGGCUGGCGCGGCUGGCGGCCAGCGUCUCGGGCGACUGUGUGCAGGUGCUGCUGGCGCACAGCUCCCUGGGAGAGGGCAUCUCAGAGGCGCUGCGCUCUCUGGGCGAGGCCCCCCGACGCCCCCGCCGACCCGACUACGUGGCGGUCAUCUGCGCCUCCCCGGAGCGCGGCACAGAGUUCUGUGUGCUGGUGCUGGGAAAGUACCAGUCCAGAGCCCUGGCGGAGAGCAUGCUCACCACCAACGAGCUGCUGAAGGAGAUCAGCUAUGAGCUCAUCACGGGCAAAGUCAGCGACCUGGCCUCUCACUUCAGAACCACCUCCUUAGGGGACAGCCUGGACAGGCAGCUGGCCAGGUUCCAGCAGAGGAGAGGGGAGCUGGUGACCCCGCCCUUCCAGGGGGACAUCAACGACUGCAUCCACACCCAGGAAGCUGCAGCCAUGAUGCCCACUGCAGACUUGGAUCCAAUCAGUGAGGUGUUUCAGAUCUACCCUCCACAAGUGGGCGUGGCGCACUGCCUCCUCUCUCAGGUCUGCUCCAUCUCCGAAUCAGCCAAUCAGAGCCUGGACCUGAGUCGUUUCUGCAAAGUGGAUUUCUUGGUCCUGGUACCGCCCUCCCAGGUGCUAAUGCACCAGACAGCACAGCGAAUCAGACAAUCGGGAAUUCUUACAGACCUCGGUGUCGAGGACACUGCCUCUGCCCAUCAGAAAUCUGAGAAGUAUGUUGUCCGAUUGGACGGCGAGGUCCAUCCCAAAAUUGAGGCCUUCCUGAGGAGAGUCAGGCAGAAUCCCUGCACCCUCUACAUCCUCAUCCACGACAACUCGCACGUAGACCUGACUAGUGCGCUCUUGGGCUCAGCGUGUCACGGCGAGCCGCAGGGCCUGGCCGACCGUGUGGUCAACUGCCAGGAGGUCCUGGAGGCCACCAACCUGCUGGUGCUCCAGGUCAGCUCGUUCCCCUUCACCCUGCAGACCCAGCAGUCCCGCAUCAGCAUCCACAACGAGGUGCACUGGCCCCAGCACGACAGCCCGGUGGAGACCCUGUCUGAGGGGCAGGUGUACUUUGGCCUGAGGGACUACAGCCGCUCGCUGCAGUGGGGCGUGGCCACCCCCAUCCUGCGCUGCGACGACGCCUUCGAGAAGAUGGUGAACGCCCUGCUGGACAGGCACCUCCACCUGCACAGCAUGGUGGUGCGGAGCUACCUGCUCAUCCAGCAGUACACGGAGGCCCUGAUGGCCCUGACGGCCGCCCCGGCGCUGUGGGACCACACCACGCCCGAGACGCGGGCCAUCGUGGAGGACCUGGUGGGCUCCCCGGGCCGGGGCCCCGGGGGCCGGGGCCACAUGCUUCUGCUGCGCGUGCCCUCCCUGCAGCUGGCCAUGCUGGCGCGCGAGAGGCUGGAGGAGGUGCGCGACCGGCUGGGGCUCCGCUUCCGAUUUGCCGUGCUGCUGGGGAGCCCCGCCUCCGAGCUCAGCAUCCCGCCCCACUUCCUCACCCGCCUCAAGGCGUGGCGGGGCUGUGACAGUGAGGACUGGGUUCCGCGCACGUACGAGGACCUGGAGGGGCUGCCCUGCAUCGUCAUCCUCACUGGAAAGGACCCUCUGGGGGAGACCUUCCCGAGGUCGCUGAAGUACUGCGACCUGCGGCUGAUUGACUCCAGCUACCUGACGCGCACGGCGCUGGAGCAGGAAGUGGGACUGGCCUGCACGUACGUGACCGGGAGGGCCAAGCAGGAGCCCUGGGGCCCCACGGAGACGGAGGACGGAGGCCCCAACGUCACACCGGGCCCCAGCGACCCUGACGACAUGCCCAUGGAUCUGGAGAGGCCGCAGAGCAACGGCAGCGCCGUCACGGGCACCUCCGGCUCUGUCACAGAGAACGGCGUGAGCUCAUCCACCCAGAAGCCCUCCACCUCGGGCUGUGGCCCCGGGGCCGGCGGCGAGGCGGAGGAGGGGGGCCCGGCCCUCGGGGGGGUGAAACAGGAGUGCGACUCUCAGGGCACCCAGCUGUCCAGCCCCAACUCCUCGGCCCCCCAGUCCACGUACUCGUCCCCCUCCUGCUCCUCCUCCUCCCCCUCCUCGCCCUCGUCCUCGGCCCAGAGGCCCAGCCAGUCCACGGCGCCGCCCCGCUGCGGCAGCGCCCAGUCAGCCACGCCGCGCACCGUGGUGCUGUCCCGGGGGGCCUACAGCCUGCUGGCGGGGGAGCGCGGGGGUCAGCUGCGCUCCUCGUCCCUGCUGCCCCACGCUGACGUGGCCUGGAGCAGCCCCCUGCGGCCCCCGCUCCGCCCUGACGUGCCCGGCCCCGAGCAGUCCCUGUACUACCGCAAGUGGACCAGCGCCCGGCAGCACCACGCCGACCACAGCAACCAGGCCGCCCACGCCAGCCCCGUCCCACCCCACCCCCGACGACUCAUGCUCAGCGGACCGCCGCAGGUGGGGAAGACCGGGGCCUACCUGCACUUCCUGCGGGUCCUGUUCCGCAUGCUGAUCCGCCUACAGGAAGUGGAGGUUUAUGACGAGGACGAGCUGGGAGCUGACCAGGCAGAGAGCUCACAGACCACGCCACCCACCAGCAUGAAGUGGCCAGACGUCGAAGAGAUCCAAAAAAUGCCCUUUGACCUUUUCCCUCGAGAUCCCAAAUUCAGACGAGCCAGCCCCAUUUAUAGUGAAUGCAUGCCGAAAUCCUCACAAGGCCAGAGCUCUGAAAACAAGCAGGAUGUGCCUGCUAAACAUGGCACAAUGUCGGUGAUGUUGACAAAGUUUGCCACCCACAAUGCAUUUCACCACUGCGAGCAGUGCCACCACUACAGAGAGGCAGGCCCUGUGAAUCAGGUGUCGGACUACACCUUCCACCCGUACACGGUGAGCUCCAGCCGGCUGGGCGAGGAGCUCCAGCUGCACUUCCUCAUUCCCAAAUCCAAGGAGCACCACUUCAUCUUCAGCCAGCAGGGCUGCCAGCUGGAGAGCCUGCGCCUGCCACUCGUCUCUGACAAGGGUCCAGACCUGCUGAAGAGCCCCAUCUUCACCCCCACCAGGGGGCGCCAGGAGCACGGUUUGCUCAACAUCUUCCACGCGAUGGAAGGCGCUGCCCACCUGCACAUCCUGGUGGUCAAGGAGUACGAGAUGCCCAUCUACAGGAAGUACUGGCCCAACCACAUUCUGCUGGUGCUCCCCGCCUCGUUCAACAGCUCCGGAGUGGGAGCAGCCCGGUUCCUCAUCAAGGAGCUGUCCCACCACAACCUGGAGCGGGAGAGGAGCCGGCAGGAGGCGCAGGGCAGGAGGAGUAAGGACGUGUGGCCCUUCGUGGUUCUGAUGGACGACUCGUGUGUGCUGUGGAACGCCCAUCAGUCUCAGGAACAGAGCAGUGACGCGGUGGAGGGCUCUCACGGCUACACCAGCGUCUCCCUGAAGGCCGUGCUGCAGCACAUGGAGGCCACGCCCAAGAUCACCCUGUACGCCCUCUGCGGGGUCCGCAAGUGGAGCAGCCAGAUGGCCUCCCGCCGCCCGGACGCCCCCUUCUCCCGCUGCCACCUGCACCACUUUGUGAUGCUCAAUGUGGACCUGACGCAGAACGUCCAGUAUGACCUGAACCGGUACAGUUGUGAGGAGGUGGACUUUAACCUGCAGGCCCACAGCAGCGGCCUGCUCCUGUGCCGAUUUAACAGCUUCAGCCUGAUGAAGAAGCGCAUCCCUUCAGGGGGACACAGGGACUUCAGCGUCACGCCCAAGAUCCUGGUGUCAGAGAACCCGGCUCCCAUCAGCCCCUCCCAGUACGUCUGCGCCCCCGACAGCGAGCACAUGCUGCUGGCGGCCCCGCCCCACUUCCUGCUGGAGAAGUUCCUGCAGCACAGCGGUCACAGGCUGUUCCCCAAGGCCGUGCGGAACCACAGCCACCCGGUGCUGUCCAUCGACAGCUACCUCAACAUGGGCCCCGAGGUUUUGGUGUGUUACGUGAGCUCACGCCCGCAGUCCGUGUGUGGGGAUCACCGGGGCGUGGUGUUCAGCGGUCUGCUUCUGUACCUUGCCGACUCAUUUGUGGUCCCGAACCUUCUCAGCAAGUUCCGGUUCCUCAAAGGCGCCACGCUGUGUGUGAUCUCUCAGGACCGCAGCUCUCUGAGGCAGACCAUCGUGCGUCUGGAGCUGGAGGAUGAGUGGCAGUUCCGCCUGCGGGACGAGUUCCAGACAGCCAACUGCAGCGAGGACCAGCCCCUGUACUUCCUGACGGGCCGGCACAUCUGAGCGCCCCCUCCCGCCCCUCCCUCCUCCCCGCAGGACGAUAAUCACUGGCGGAGAAGCCGUCCGGCCGGCGCCGGACCCACAAUCAUUUCCCGCGGCUCUGCAUACUCCACGCUGCACUAUAACGGGGACCUACGCGGACCCAAACUCGCGAGGACCCCUCGGGUGUCCUCCGCCUGUCCUGACUGCAAUUCAGUACGACCCUCGGCGAUGCAAAAUCACGGGCCAACGCAAGGCCAAAGGAGGGUCUUUCUUUUCUUUUAUUUGGUUUUUCAUUUGAAUUUUUUUGCACGGUUUUCCCAGGAGGUGACUUGAAUGUUAUUUUUGUGUGUUUUAUUUAUGGGAAGGACUCUUUUGUGUUGCAAACAGGGAAGCCCCGCCCCAGCUGUUGUAUAUCCCGUACUGGACACACUCUCUCAGGGGUGUAAACGUGGCUUAACUUAGGUGUUACUUUUUAAGGCAAAAGUAAUGGACGCUAUGAAUGUCAAUGUUUUCGCAUUGUGUUGAGCAAGGUUUCACAGCAUCCCGACUACAGAGGUAGGGCAGCAUCACUAACUUUGUUUUAUUCUUCUGCCCCCGCCCCCCUCUCCAUACACGGAGGACAGCAAGCAUCAAUCAAACAAUACUGCUACAGGAAUAUUGCGACCGUGUUGUCAUGAAUCAAACUGUGACAAAAGACUAGCCUUGUGCUGAAGUCAAAACCUUCGGGAUGCCAAACGAUGCAGUAAGAACUCAUUUUACUGCUCUUUCUAUUGUGCCUUCGAUCUUACAACCUGGCAACUCUCACCACACAGACCCAGCCUCUUGUAGUUUCAGAUUUAUUAUCUUAAGCACAGUAGCUAACAAAUGGUUCUGGCUAGUGGGAAGACUACUGGAAUUCAUGUGCUCGGCUCUUAGCUGCCCUUUGGCUUGUGUAGUUCAUGUCUGAAAAAGUAGUUCCCUGUGCACUGCCUUAGGGAAGUGACAAAAUCCCCAGAGUACAGCUGUCACUAACUUUGGGACUAACAGCAUGCUUCUGCCACCUGCUGUCAAGAUCCGCUUUGCCCGAACUGUUCUGUUUACACAUUACUGUGCCUGUAGACCAGCUCUUGCAUAAUGUUACGUGCCUGAAAGUAUUGACGGCUUCAGCUAUACCUCAUCUACCUGAAACCUAUUUUUAUUGCAUACGCAGGUUCUUAAGACAGAAAUCUGCGACUGAGGGAAAUAAAGCCGUUUACUGCAGUCGUCACACCAUGUCAAAUCAACAUGCAGAUUUAUAAAUACCCCAAAUACGUGGGUAGGAAUGUUUCUGUUUGUUAGUGCACAGGGUAUUCCAUACAAUAUGCCUUCUGUCAUUUUCUUGCUUUAUUAGAUGUCUCAUUGCAAAAGCAAACUUUUUCAAAGACUCAUAUCAGUAUUUAAGAUAUUCAGGUUCAGUACUUUUACGCAAGGGGUAUUCACCCUACACCCUACUCUCUGGUCACUUUACACAUUCUCCUUUUGCUGAGUAAUGCUGUAACCACUUUCCUGUCAUUUUUAGUAAAAAUGGGAUCAUACUGUAAGUCUUAAUGGUACAAACAGUGGUACUAGGUCAAUAAAAACACUGAAACUAAUUUAUGACAGGGACCGCUCACUGAAUUUCUUGAAAUGAAGCUAAAAGAUUCUGAUCUUUCAGUGUACUGCCUUUGACAGUGAGUGGGUUAAAAAAAUGAGUAUUAAACUCAUGUAAGCAGAUUCAGUAGGUCCAGAAUUAUACAAAAAAACUAAAUAGGCACCAUAUUAGUUUGAAAGAAUGAAAAUUAUUAAAUCCAGUCCAUUGUACAUAAGCGGUGUUGAGAUACCUACCUGGGCCUUCAGAUCGUAUGACGUUGUGUCAUUACAUUUCAAAUAAAGUUGGUAUAAUAACAAAAAUAAAGUCUGUGUGAAAUAAUGGCAUAUCCUCUGUCUUGAUCUAGUUACCUGGCACAUUUUGGAGAAAUUGAUACUAUCAUGUGAUAAGCUUUGUUAACAUUAUAAGAGAACUAGUACAUUAAACCAAACCUAGAAAUGCAAAGGGUUCUGUAAUUUUGGUCACUUUUUUUCAGCAAAUGUUGAUUAUUAAAAUAUUACUGUUUUGUGAUGGCCAAGGCACAGAGGAUCCACUGAGAUUCAUUUUUUAUGCUUUAUAGAUAAGCCUUGCAUUUCUGUUAUUAGAAAUAUUUUAUUUCAAUUCAGAUAUUUUUUUAGGAAUUCAAUAUUACUGCACAAUUUAUCUUGAACUGAUAAUCAAGCUUUUUUUAAGGAGGUAGCCAUAUAUUAUGUGCCCAAGCAACAUUCCGUAGUGUUUUUAGCCUUGGGUGAGCCCGUAGGAGUAGAUUCGCUCUGUAAUGUUGGGGUGGUAUUUUCAUGCUAGUACUUUGCGGGGUAAGUGGUAGUUUUCUGGCUAUGUCUUAUUUGUGUCUUGAUUAAAUAUUGUCCAGAGGACCCUAUUGACUGCUUUGGACUGAUGCAGAAGUUUCAGUGCAUGGAAGAUUCAUGAACAGUAAAUUCAACUAGAAUCACCCAGCCACUGUGCAUAUACACUGCCAAUAAUAUAUUCAUACAAUACAUUCAAAUCCAUUAUAGCACAACAAAAUAAUCGUAGUGCCCAUCUAAAGAAAAAAUCUGCCUGUUAAAACUCAACUGUGCGGUUAACAAUUAGAUGUGCACGUUACACAAUUUGCUGUUAAAAAUGUCAUAUGUAGUUGCUGUUGGUUUAAAAUAAAUAUUGUAUUUGUUUCCUUUUUAUACCACCGGCGUCGUUGUCGCCUGAGUGAUCUACCUCAUGUUUACCGUUUUGUUGAUUCUGUGAACACACGACUUAGAAUUGUGAUGGUUUUUUUUGGUUGGAUUAAAUGAAUGUAAUAAAUGGUAAUAAACUUAAGUUCUUUUCGUCAGGUACUUACCA